Messenger RNA from Pangasianodon hypophthalmus (striped catfish), 6272 nucleotides. It is a transcript of the gene chd4b, whose product is annotated as chromodomain helicase DNA binding protein 4b. Gene Ontology annotation, molecular function: histone binding; ATP-dependent chromatin remodeler activity; chromatin binding. Lineage: Eukaryota; Metazoa; Chordata; Actinopteri; Siluriformes; Pangasiidae. Bases 36 to 4157 code for a protein of 1373 amino acids. Gene Ontology annotation, cellular component: chromatin; NuRD complex; nucleus. Gene Ontology annotation, biological process: chromatin remodeling; negative regulation of transcription by RNA polymerase II. The record is from RefSeq and is a predicted model, not a curated record. The transcript has 29 exons.
UCUCUCUCUCUUAGUUGGAGCUGAACUGUCAGGUGAUGUUCCGGAACUUUCAGCGUAAGACGGAUAUGGAGGAGCCUCCGAGUGUGGAGCAGGCUGAGUGUGAUGAUAAUAAGAGCAUGAGGAGGAAGAGUAAAGACCCGCUGUACGCUCGCAUGGAAGACCAGUUCGGACGCUACGGAGUGAAAAUGGAGUGGCUUCUGAUCCAGCGCAUCCUCAACCACAGUGUGGAUAAGAAGAAUAAUGUUCAUUAUCUGAUUAAAUGGAGAGAUCUGCCGUAUGAUCAGUCGUCGUGGGAGAGUGAGGACAUGGACAUCCCUGAUUACGACACGUAUAAACAGCACUACUGGAAUCACAGAGAGAUGAUGAUUGGUGAUGAAGGCCGACCGGGAAAGAAGCUGAAGAAGGUGAAAGUGCGAAAGAUAGAAAAGCCUCCUGCCAACCCUGUGGUGGAUCCGACGGUGAAGUUUGACAGACAGCCGGAGUACCUGGAUGUGACCGGGGGGACGUUACACCCCUAUCAGCUGGAGGGCCUGAACUGGCUGCGGUUCUCCUGGUCUCAGGGCACAGACACCAUCCUCGCUGAUGAGAUGGGCCUCGGCAAAACCGUACAGACCGCCGUCUUCCUCUACUCGCUCUUUAAAGAGGGUCACUCUAAAGGCCCGUUCCUGGUGAGCGCUCCUCUCUCCACCAUCAUUAACUGGGAGCGGGAGUUUGAGAUGUGGGCUCCAGACAUGUACGUCGUCACGUAUGUGGGCGAUAAAGACAGCCGAGCCGUGAUCCGCGAGAACGAGUUCAGCUUCGAGAAUCACGCCAUUCGUGGAGGAAAGAAAGCCUCCAGGAUGAAGAAGGAGGCGGCGGUGAAGUUCCACGUGUUGUUGACGUCGUAUGAGCUGAUCACGAUCGAUCAGGCCGUGUUGGGAUCUAUAGACUGGGCGUGUCUCGUAGUGGAUGAAGCUCACCGCCUAAAAAACAACCAGUCCAAGUUUUUCCGGGUGUUGAAUAAUUAUCCUCUGCAGCAUAAACUGUUGUUAACGGGAACUCCACUACAGAACAACCUAGAGGAACUGUUCCACCUGCUCAACUUCCUCACUCCUGAGAGGUUCAAUAAUCUGGAAGGCUUUCUGGAGGAGUUUGCGGACAUAGCGAAGGAGGAUCAGAUUAAGAAGCUGCACGACAUGUUGGGACCUCACAUGCUGCGGCGUCUCAAAGCCGACGUCUUCAAACACAUGCCGUCUAAAACCGAGCUCAUUGUCCGAGUUGAGCUCAGCACCAUGCAGAAGAAGUACUAUAAGUACAUCCUCACACGUAACUUUGAGGCUCUGAACACGCGCGGUGGCGGGAAUCAGGUGUCUCUCCUGAACGUGGUGAUGGAUCUGAAGAAGUGCUGUAACCACCCCUAUCUGUUCCCCACAGCCGCUAUUGAAGCCCCUAAAAUGCCCAAUGGGAUGUAUGAAGGAGGGGCUCUCACAAAGGCUUCUGGGAAAUUGAUGCUGCUGUGUAAGAUGCUGAGGAGGCUGAAGGAGGGGGGACACAGAGUGCUCAUCUUCUCACAGAUGACGAAGAUGUUGGACCUGCUAGAGGAUUUCCUGGAGAAUGAGGGAUAUAAAUAUGAACGGAUUGAUGGAGGAGUGACGGGGGUGAUGAGACAGGAGGCCAUCGACAGGUUCAACGCUCCUGGAGCUCCUCAGUUUGUGUUUCUGCUCUCUACACGAGCGGGGGGUUUAGGCAUCAACCUGGCAACCGCAGACACCGUCAUCAUCUACGACUCAGACUGGAACCCACACAAUGACAUUCAGGCGUUCAGCAGAGCUCACCGUAUCGGCCAGAACAGGAAGGUGAUGAUCUAUCGGUUUGUCACUAAGGCAUCUGUGGAGGAGAGGAUCACCCAGGUGGCGAAGAAGAAGAUGAUGCUGACUCACUUAGUGGUUCGUCCCGGUUUGGGCUCAAAGGCGGGCUCCAUGUCCAAACAGGAACUGGACGACAUUUUAAAAUUUGGCACUGAGGAGCUGUUUAAAGACGACCCUGGAGAAGGUGAUAAUAAGGAGGAGGACAGCAGCGUGAUUCACUAUGACGAUAAAGCCAUUGAUAAACUGUUGGACCGAAACCAGGACGCCACUGACGACACGGAGCUGCAGAGCAUGAACGAGUACCUGAGCUCGUUUAAAGUGGCCCAGUACGUGGUUAAAGACGAGGAAGACGAGGAGGAGGUGGACAGGGAGAUCAUUAAGCAGGAGGAGAGUGUGGAUCCGGAUUACUGGGAGAAGUUACUGCGUCAUCAUUACGAGCAGCAGCAGGAGGUGUUGGCCAGUCACCUGGGGAAAGGCAAGAGACCUCGCAAACCUGUCAACUACAACGACUGCUCACAGGAGGAACGAGCAGAUUGGCAUGAUGACCAGUCUGACAACCAAUCAGAUUACUCCGUGGCGUCGGAGGAGGGAGAUGAGGACUUUGACGAGCGCUCUGAAGCGAACAACCGCAGACCGAGUCGUAAAGGUCUGAGGAAUGAUAAAGAGAAGCCGCUGCCCCCCCUGCUGGCCAGAGUGGGCGGGAACAUUGAGGUGUUGGGUUUUAACUCCCGUCAGAGGAAGGCCUUCCUGAAUGCAGUGAUGCGUUAUGGGAUGCCUCCACAGGACGCUUUCACCACACAGUGGCUCGUCCGAGACCUGAGGGGCAAAUCUGAGAAAGAGUUCAAGGCGUAUGUCUCUCUGUUCAUGCGUCACCUGUGUGAACCGGGUGCUGACGGUGCAGAGACCUUCGCUGAUGGAGUUCCUCGAGAAGGGUUGUCACGGCAACACGUCCUUACCCGCAUUGGUGUGAUGUCACUGAUCCGGAAGAAGGUUCAGGAGUUUGAGCACGUGAACGGUCAGUGGUCAAUGCCAUGGAUGAAGGAGAUUGAGGAGAAUAAAAGAGCAGCUGCUGCUGCCAUGGGAGACGACCCCAAAACACCCUCUACUGGAACACCUGGAGACACACAACCCAACACACCUGCACCAGAGGAGCUGUCCAGAGGGGAGGAGUCAGAACGAGAGAUGGAGGACAGGAUGGAGGGAGAGGGAGAGAAGGACAGACGGAGCACCCGCGUGCAGGACGAUGAGGUGAUUGAGAUUCCUGAUGAUGGAGAGACCCCCCCGAGUCCGGAGAAGACAGGAACAGGACAGGAGAUGGAGGGAGAGAGCGCAUCGUCCUCCCUGGAGAAGGAUGGAGGGACGAAGCACGCAGCGGGAGAAAAAGAGAAAGAGAAGGAAGGAGAAAAAGAGGAGAGCACAUGUUCUCUAAAAAAUGAAGAGAUCAAAGGGGAGAGGUCAGAGGUCGCCAGCACCUUAGAUUCUGCUCAGCUCAAAGAAGAGUGCCGUGAGGAGAAGAGUGAGAAAACGGACAGCAACCCAACAGGAGAGGAGAAGAGAGAGGUGAAGGAGGAGAAGGAUGGUGUGAGAGCGGAGGAGUCUCGGAUGAACGGAGAGGACGGAGGAGUGGACAGUGAGGAGAAGAAGAAACACGUUAAACAGAGAUUCAUGUUCAACAUCGCUGAUGGAGGAUUCACAGAGCUCCACUCUCUGUGGCAGAACGAGGAGAGAGCCGCCACAGUCACUAAGAAGACGUACGAUAUUUGGCACCGUCGCCAUGACUACUGGCUCCUGGCCGGCAUCAUACAACACGGCUACGCCCGCUGGCAGGACGUUCAGAACGACCCGCGUUUCUCCAUCCUCAAUCAGCCCUUUAAAGGGGAGAUGAGCCGAGGGAACUUCCUGGAGAUCAAAAACAAAUUCCUCGCUCGCAGGUUCAAGCUGUUGGAGCAGGCGUUGGUGAUAGAGGAGCAGUUGCGCAGAGCUGCGUAUCUGAACAUGAGCGAGGACCCGUCUCACCCUUCCAUGGCCCUGAACACGCGCUUCAGUGAGGUGGAGUGUUUAGCCGAGUCGCACCAACACCUGAGCAAAGAGAGCAUGAUGGGAAAUAAACCUGCUAAUGCUGUACUGCACAAAGUACUUAAACAGUUGGAGGAGUUGCUUAGCGACAUGAAGGCUGAUGUCACUCGUCUCCCAGCGACCAUCGCCCGGAUACCGCCGGUUGCCGUGCGACUGCAGAUGUCGGAGCGCAGCAUCCUGAGCCGUCUGGCCAGUCGGGGGUCAGAGGUCACCCAGCCUCAGGCACCCCGCUGACCCCCGAGUAACCUGUUGACCCCUGAGUGACCUUCCCUACUUUAGGCUGUGUCCUAAUCCAGAUUCGCUUCACUAGCUCACACCCUCUGUGCUGGACCAGGCGACACAGAUACGACGCUACAUUCACAUUAGCAAGUGACAGUGUGACCUUUGACCCUUUCCCUAGAUUAGGCCGUUACCCAACCCGAAUAAGAUAAAAAGGAGGGAGAAGGAGGGAAAGACCUUUUGACCCCUGUUACUCUAUUUAUCCGGCUGUGUUCCAAUCCGAAUUAGCCUCACUUAGUGCUGGACCGGUUCACAUUCACAUUAGCACAUUAGAGAUCCCUACAUCCGGCUGUGUCCCAAUCCGAAUUAGAAAGGGGAUGAGUGACGGAGCUGAGAUAACGACAUCAUCGACAGCAGACCAAUCAGAUUGAGGUUUUGUUGUUUCUAUGCAAACGAGCGGAGGUGUGGUGUAAAGCAGCCGCAGUCCAGUCCGAGUGUAAACUGUCCACGUUUCAGGUCACGAUUGGCUGAAAAGGCAACAGCUGCAGAGAGAAACUGUUUCAGCGUAACCUCGUAACUCAGACGCAGGGCACGUUCAUCAUCAAAAGCCUUUUUCUUUUAUUUCUCAUAAAAACAAAAGAGCGAGUUCUUCUUUUCUUCCUCGAAUCUUUCAUUUCCAGCGAUGUUCAGCGUAAUGUCAGUGAGAGAUCCGGCGUGGAAGGUUGGAGUGUGGAGACGCAGGACUCGGAGUCUGUGUUUAAUCUUGGAUUUACUUUAUAAAGUUUUCUUUUCAUUUCUCUGGCUGCAGGAAAACCCACCGCUCUCAUGAAUAUUCAUUUGUAUGUAAAUGAGCUCCAGAUGAUUGGUGUGAUGUCUGACGUGUCCUGCGUCUCUCUACCUCCUGCCUGCGGCUGAAACUCCUCUCCGCAGAUUAAAGAGAAGAAAGUUGUUCAAUAUUAAACCUGAAACACGACUCAGUAAGCCGAGUUUAAACAUUUAUCAGGAUAUAAUUUUCUCGGAAUCUGACUUUACCCCAGCAGGUGAGCGUGAUGAGGUCAGUCUGUGUUAAUUACAGAUUAACGCUGUGGUUAAAGGUCUGUAUUAGUGACCAGAAGGUUAUGAGUUCAAAUCCCAGCACGGCUUUACACGGAGCAGGCAGUGUCCCAAAUCACACUGCACCCGUACCUAAUAAUGUGGCAAAAUAGCAUUUUUAGCUAACCAGCUAUUCAUUCUCCACUUGCUAGUGGCUUUUGGCUGCGUCCCGAAUUACCACACCACACACUGUAGUGCCGACAUGUUAACGCACUGGUACGGUGGUUUGGGACGCAGCCCAUGGACUGGAGCACACACCACUGUUUAUUCCACACAGUCACGGGCUGUGUCCCAAAUCUCAUACUACUCUACUAAAUAGAAUAGCACCAGAGAUACCAGAGCAUAGAGUGUUCACUAGCUGAGUGUGUAGGGCUCAGUUCCUCAUCCACAGCAAAUGGCUGUGUCCCAAAUCAUAUACAGAUGCACUAAAUAGCACGUCAAAACUGUUCUCCACUAUGUCUGAUUCGGUACGGAGCGUUAGUGAGCUUACUGAUUGCGAAGUUCUUGGCCAGGGCGGCUGUGUCACAAAUCCCAUACUAGCAUACUAUUUAGAGUCACUGUUUAGUGCUGUUUGGGAUGAGAGAGGGGCCAGCUGUCGGCGUAGUAUUUAGUGUACUACUUAUGCGGAUUGGGAUGCAGCCGUGCUCAGUUGUCAUGGUAACAGGCAAAGCUUUGUUGUAACUGCUGCAUCUUUAGCUAGCUCCCUAACACUGCUCAGGUAGUGUACUACAUGUAGUGUACUAUUUUUCCACACUAGUUAGUGCACAGGGAAUCAGACGUAGAGACUGGAACACACUCACUGAUGUUGUUGUUAUUGUUGUUGCUGAUGUUAUUGUUGUUGUUGUUGCUGUUUAGUCCACACACCCUGUUUCCACACACACAAUUUUUUUCCCCCGGUCAAUGAUGAUGUCACUCAGAAAGCUCCGCCCCUUUUGAUGAACUCACUUUGUAAUUACUGUUGUUACCCAGUUAUUGUUUAUAAACAUUAAUAUUGUUGUUUUUUUUGAGACCUGCAAUAAAAAUCGUUAACAAGAAUAA